Molecule: messenger RNA, 540 nt
Organism: Corticium candelabrum
Lineage: Eukaryota; Metazoa; Porifera; Homoscleromorpha; Homosclerophorida; Plakinidae
Exons: 3
Coding region: 1-540 (179 amino acids)
Biological process (GO): protein phosphorylation
Molecular function (GO): ATP binding; protein kinase activity
Source: RefSeq, a predicted model, not a curated record
AUGACGGAUAAUAAUGGCGAUGAGCACAGUGUCGUCAGGAUAUUGGAUGCGAUUAGAGGGCUGGAGGAUCAAGUAAAGGCUUUUUGCAAAACAGAGGAGAAACCUAGGGAAAUUAUCCACGGUGAAAUUUGUCCAAGAAACAUCCUUGUAACACCAACUAUGAGAGAAAAACUAGGUGAUCUAGGAGCCGCUCGUUUUCAAGAUUCUUCCCUGUCGGUCGGCCUGCUCAGUUCACAGUCAUCUCUUGUGAGAUUUGAUGUUCCAACUCGACCAAAAAGCAAGGCUACGGACAUGUAUAGUAUGGGAGUGACUAUGUGUGAAGUUUUCACGGCUGAUUUUCCAGAUCGUGAACAAAGGAUGGAUCAAGUUUUACUCAUCCGUCAGAUAGAUGUUCGUUCAGUAUGCAAACACUUGAUGAGAGAUGAUCAUGUCACUCGACCAACUGUGGCAAAAGCCCGUCAUGUUAUUGGUCGUAUUCGUGAGACAGACGAAUAUAAAGCAUGUCUUUCUGAGAGAAUGAGAAAAGGAAAGAUGGAUUGA